UCUGCAAGCUUUGCAUUACUCAAAAUUAAAGUUUAUACAGUUCGUCGUUAUGGUUACGUAAAAAGGUUUAUGAUGGGACCACCAAUACAGCCACUCUUCCUUAUGGUUCAUUGAUAACUUCCAGGAGUUAUAAACCUCUUUGAGACAUCCAGGACAGUUUACUUUCAGCCCAUUAUCCGAGACUUUCCGCCUUCCUGCGACACUGGUUUAUUGUCGAGUCUUCAUCCACCUGUUUUCACCCAAGUCUUUUUCCUUCUUUGAAAGAAACUGUAAGACUUCACUUCCACGCUGCUGCAGUCAGGAAGAUGUGAGCGAGUCUUUCUGUGCUCUCCAGUGAUGUGUAAACAUCUAUCCUCGGGGAAUGAGCAGAUUCAUGUAAAUACAUUCCUGCAAAUAAACUUAUAAUAUGAAACUCUGACACCAAAUUAACGUAGAAUUCUUUACAACAAUGCCAAGCAUGAUACAUAUAUGAAAAGUAUUAAUUUUAUUGGGAAACCGUAAAAUUUUUAUCCUUUUUUUAAACCUAACUUUAAUUGUUUUUAACAAGAUGGUACUAUUAUUUCUUAGGUUAUACCUAUAUCUUUACGUGCAUUGAGGGGGAAAUUUUAGUAUGCACCAGAAAUGCAAUGAAAUAAGCAUGCAUAACACAACAGAAAUCUGUCUGGUUGAAAGUCUAAUAAUGUGCAUGCAUGCAGAAACUGCGAUUACCACAAGCCAAAGUCGUCAAUAUGGUGAACCCACGAGGGAUGUACCAAGUGUAUUGGUGUGCCAAAGUACCGUCAAAUGGGGAUACUUGAGACAGCAGGGAAACUUGAGCCAUUUAAGAUUAGUUUUUUUUCAUGUUGGUAGCUCUGCUGAAAAUAUACAUAAUCAUAUGUUUUUAUAAUGGCUGAGUACUUCACAUUUUAAAGAGGUACUUUGAAAUUGAUAAUAUUGUUUAAUUGUGUUUAACAUAUUUCCUGCAUAGUUUUUAGUAUUUUCUUGUAAAAUACCAUAAAAAAAUGGUCAGAAAGCAUGCAAGGAAACCAGGAAGUACAUAUGCUGCUUACUCAAAUAAAGCGAUGGAAGAUGCGAUGAAAGCAGUAAGCGAAGGUAAAUUAUCAAUCAGAAGCGCUGCAGAAAAAUAUUCAGUGAACAGGUGUACACUUAAUCGAAAACUGAAAGGAGUUCAUGUUUAGCCAUAUGGGAGACCACCAGCAUUAUCACAAGAUGAAGAGGCAGUUCUACUGAAGAGUAUCAUAACAGCUGCAGAAUGGGGCUUUCCCCUUUCAUGUUUAGAUGUUAGAUUUAUUGUGAAACAGUAUUUGGACAAAAAAGGUGUUACAGUAUCUCGUUUUAAGAACAAUCUUCUUGGAGAAGAUUGGUGUCGUUCCUACUUGGGAAGACAUAAAGAUGCCCUCACCAUAAGGCUGAGUGAGAACAUCAAGCGCAGUAGGGCACAGGUCAAUGAGGAAACACUGAGGGAAUAUUUCACUAACCUCAAAAAUUCAAUUCAGGACAUACCUGUUGAACUGUUAAUAAACUAUGACGAAACAAAUUUGGUUGAUGAUCCUGGAAAAUCCAAAGUCAUAGUGCGGAGAGGUUGUAAACGUGCUGAACGCAUCAUGGAUUCCAGUAAGGCGACCAGUUCCUUGAUGUUCGCAGGGACAGCAAGUGGAAUUCUUCUUCCACCAUACCUUGUCUACAAGGCGGAACACUUAUAUAACACAUGGCAGGAAGGAGGACCAGAAGGGGCAAGGUAUAAUACCUCAAAAAGUGGAUGGUUUGAUUCAGCAUUAUUCGAGGACUGGUUUGAGACAGUUGCACUGGCCUACUUCAAGAAGGUAGCAACUAAAGACCAGCCGAAAGCAUUGAUUGGGGACAAUCUAUCAAGCCAUUUUACUCUCAGUGUCAUCCAAAAAUGUGAGAAGUACAAUAUUAGAUUCAUCCUGCUCCCUCCCAACAGCACUCAUCUUUGUCAACCUUUGGAUGUGGCUUUCUUUCGCCCGCUAAAGUGUCAUUGGCGUCAAGUCCUUAUGGACUGGAAAAUGAAACACAAGGGAACUAUACCAAAAGAUGUCCUUCCACGUCUCCUGAAAAGUACAUUAAAGAGUUUGUCUCCAUCAAUUGAAAAGAACUUGAAGUCUGGAUUUCGAGCGACCGGAAUUUAUCCUUACAAUCCUGAGGAAGUAUUGAAAAAACUGCCUGCUACAACUAUUGGGAAUAUGUCUAUUUCUGAUGGACUCUCGAAAUCAUUGGAAAGCUAUUUGAGAGAGUCUAGAAAUGCCACUUCCACCCCAAAGCAAAAACGAAGAAGACUGAGUGUUGUCCCUGGGAAGAGUGUAAGCGGAACAUCGUUCCAGUCAGAAGAUGAUCCUGACACUCCUGACUUGGUAUCUUCAGAAGGUGAAGGCAAUACUCCAGUUUCAGUAACCAGAGCGACAGAAGAACAUACGCUCCAAGUUAGUUACACAGGAGAUGUUCAAGUUGGUGAUUUUGUUGUGGUAAGAAUCAAGUUUGCUGGCCCUUCAAACAAAAUGGUGGACAAAUACUAUGUCGGUCAAAUUUACUUAGAGCUUCAAGGUCAGUAUCAGUGUAAACUGUUGAGGAAAAGUGCAAAAUGUGACAAAACAUCUAUCUUCCCUGCUGUCGAUGAUCAGUGGACUUUCAAAAUGGAAGACAUUAUUGUGGUAUUGCCAUCCCCUACCAUUGUUAGAGGAAGGCAUAAAUUCAAGUGUAAUUUUUCUGUUGUUUUACAGUGAUGGUUGAACUUGUUAGUAGGUAUUGUAGUAACUACCUACUCACCUAAGAUUACAGUAUUAAUUGAAUGCCAAUAAUCUCAAUAUUUAUGAUGUGGAUCUAUAACCAAAUUUGCAUAAUAGUUUUGUGUUAAUUCAAUGCCUUAAAUUUUAUCUAAUAAACCUUUGAUGUAAACAAAAUUAUAUAUACAAAUUUUAAUAGUAGUAGUAAUUGUUAAUAACGAUCAUAUUUUGUGUGGUUAAAGUUAGACAAUGUAAGUCAAACAUGUACCAAACUGUAUUUCUGAAUGGGUGGCUCAAGUUACCCUAAACCCUGUUAAACUUGAGCCAUACAUAAAAAUCAAUAUAAAUAAAUUUUAAAUAUCUUCGGGCAAUAUA
Bacillus rossius redtenbacheri is the source of this 3116-nucleotide messenger RNA. RefSeq lists its product as uncharacterized. NCBI's taxonomy places the organism in Eukaryota, Metazoa, Arthropoda, Insecta, Phasmatodea, Bacillidae. The coding region runs from base 1605 to 2741 and encodes 378 amino acids. Gene Ontology annotation, molecular function: DNA binding. Gene Ontology annotation, cellular component: nucleus. The record is from RefSeq and is a predicted model, not a curated record. The transcript is spliced from 2 exons.